Molecule: messenger RNA, 1242 nt
Organism: Cricetulus griseus (Chinese hamster)
Lineage: Eukaryota; Metazoa; Chordata; Mammalia; Rodentia; Cricetidae
Source: RefSeq, a predicted model, not a curated record
AUGACCCUCCGGCGGCGCGGGGAGAAGGCGACCAUCAGCAUCCAGGAGCAUAUGGCCAGCGACGUGUGCCCCGGGCCAAUCCGGACCAUCAAGCCGAUCUCCGAUUACUUCCCCCGCUUCCCGAGGGGCCUGCCCCCCACCGCUGCACCGCGCGCUCCCGCGCCCCCGGACGCUCCCGCGCGCCCACCCGCAGCCAGCGCCGGCCCCCGCAGCCCCUCCGACGGCGGCCGCGGCGACGACGACGAGGAUGUGGACCAGCUCUUCGGAGCCUACGGUGCCAGCCCGAGCCCCAGCCCCGGCCCCAGCCCCUCGAGGCCGCCCGCCAAACCCCCUGAGGACGAGCCGGACGCCGACGGCUAUGAGUCGGACGACUGCACUGCCCUGGGUACGCUGGACUUCAGUCUGCUCUAUGACCAGGAGAACAACGCACUGCACUGCACCAUCAGCAAGGCCAAGGGCCUGAAGCCAAUGGACCACAAUGGACUGGCUGAUCCCUACGUCAAACUACACCUGCUGCCUGGAGCCAGCAAGGCAAAUAAACUCAGAACAAAAACUCUGAGGAACACUCUGAACCCCACAUGGAACGAGACCCUCACUUAUUACGGGAUCACGGAUGAGGACAUGAUCCGAAAGACCCUGAGGAUCUCCGUGUGUGAUGAGGACAAAUUCCGCCACAAUGAGUUCAUCGGUGAGACUCGAGUGCCCCUGAAGAAGCUGAAGCCCAACCAUACCAAGACGUUCAGUAUCUGCCUGGAGAAGCAGCUGCCGGUGGACAAGGCAGAGGACAAGUCCCUGGAGGAGCGAGGCCGCAUCCUCAUCUCACUCAAGUACAGCUCCCAGAAGCAGGGCCUGCUGGUGGGCAUUGUACGAUGUGCACACCUGGCCGCCAUGGACGCUAACGGCUACUCGGAUCCCUAUGUGAAAACAUACCUGAAGCCAGAUGUAGACAAGAAAUCCAAGCAUAAGACCGCGGUGAAAAAGAAAACACUAAACCCAGAGUUCAAUGAGGAGUUCUGUUAUGAGAUCAAGCAUGGGGACCUGGCCAAGAAGAGCCUGGAGGUCACUGUCUGGGAUUAUGACAUUGGAAAAUCCAAUGAUUUCAUUGGUGGAGUGGUUCUGGGCAUCAAUGCCAAGGGCGAGCGCCUGAAGCACUGGUUUGACUGCCUGAAGAACAAGGACAAGAGGAUUGAGCGUUGGCACACACUCACCAACGAGCUCCCGGGGGCUGUGCUCAGCGACUGA